Molecule: messenger RNA, 2322 nt
Organism: Dovyalis caffra
Lineage: Eukaryota; Viridiplantae; Streptophyta; Magnoliopsida; Malpighiales; Salicaceae
Source: the annotation of a GenBank genome assembly
AUGGACAAGCUCCUUAACACUCCUCCGACCAAACCCCUCUCCAAUCCCUCCAGCCCCAGUUCAUCCUUAUCAUCUGGAGUUUCACAAAUAUCAUCACCAAGAGGCAAAAAACGAGGCAAUCCUGAGUCUGCAUUAGCACUAGUGGAACCUGAUAGAACAAGACUGAGAGCUGGGCAUGUUUCUUCAGCUCCUUUAUGUAGACCCUGGGACAGAGGAGAUUUUAUGAGGAGGCUUGCUACUUUUAAGUCUAUGACCUGGUUUGCUAAGCCCAAGGCUAACAUCCUAUCAGAGGUGGUAAGUGCUGUGAAUUGUGCAAGAAGGGGAUGGAUCAACUUGGAUACAGAUAUCAUAGCUUGUGAAGCAUGUGGAGCUCGUCUCCUUUUUUCUACUCCAUCAUCUUGGUCACAGAAACAAGGCACGUCAUUUGAGAAGGCAGCAUUGGUAUUUAGUUUAAAGCUGGAUAAUGGACACAAACUAUUGUGUCCAUGGAUUGACAAUGCAUGUGAUGAAAGAUUGGCAGAAUUUCCUCCCACUCCACCUCAAAUUUUAGUUGAUAAGUUCAGAGAACGCUCUUGUGCACUCCUACAACUUUUAGCACUUCCACUGAUUUCAGCUUCAGCCAUUGAAUACAUGAGAUGCCCUCAGCUAGAAGAGUUUCUUAGACAAUCGCCAACAGUGGAAUAUGGCAAUGGGUCUGCCAACUUAUCAGAAAUACAAUUCCUUGGAAAUGAUUGUGAUGCUGAUUCUGCAAACUUGUAUUAUCAGUUUUCAUUGUUCUUGAAUGUUGAUAAGAGUGGCGACAAUUUUAAGCAUUUGCAGGCACAAAAGCUCAUAAGUUUAUGUGGCUGGGAACCGCGUGUGCUGCCUUACGCUGUUGACUGCAAUGGCAGACCAACACAGCCUGUUAAGGAUUCUGUUGUCACAGAUUCAUCCCAUAUGGUCAUUAAUGGGCAGAAUCCAAGUAUCCAAGUCCACUCUGUUGCGACUGAGCAAAGCGUGGAGGCAAAUGAACAAUCUGGCUCUUUUAGUGGGGCACAAGCUGAUCCUAAUGCUGUUGUUUUAGAUUGCAGGCUCUGUGGAGCAAGUGUGGGAUUAUGGUCUUUUUCUAUGGUUCCACGGCCUUUAGAAUUGUUUAGAUUGGUUGGAUAUACAGAAGUCAAUGGUAACAAGAAUUCUGGACAAGAUUCAGCUAAUGAAAAUCAUGCUGACGACAGGGGGGUUGUUGGAAAUUUUGCCUCCAAUGGUGUGACGAUUGCUGGGGGUCCACCCCCAACAAAACAGAACUUCAAAGCAACAAUUUCAUUGCCUGUUAUUGGCCGGAAUUUAAGGGCCAGGCUUUCUUAUGAUUCUGAUUUUAGGGAUCGUACAAGUGAUAACCAAGAAGUUACUCAAUCUGGAUCUGAAGACAAGAAUCCGACUUCAGAGGAAAGGGAAUCUGCAGAACACAAUUUUGGUGAACAAGUUUCUCUGCAUGAAGCUGUCGGUCCUUUAAAGAGCAAAAUUCAUGAUCAGGGACAGUGUAGUUAUGCAAGUGGUGACCAAUCUUCUUGUUUGAACUUUGAAAGUAGUGAAGGUGGUGCACUUAGAAAAGAGAAUAAUUCCCAGAUGUCUGUGGAAGAGACAGGUAUUACUAGAGAACCAAUUGUUCCUGAAACUUCUGGGCACGAUUCUGCUGUGGAACAUCCAAUACAGGGUCCACCAAAGACAAUGCUUGGUCAUGAUGCAACUGAUCGGCUGCCUGAAAAUUCUAACAAUAUUGAAUUGCUUGAUUCGGUAGUGGGGGUUCUUGGAGGUUCUCAAGUUAGUGCCUCUUCCAUCUCUGGCUUAGAUGCUAUUGUCUCCUUAGAGAUGGUUACUUCAUCUAUCAAUCAUGAUGGACAACAAAUUCCACGAGCAGAUAUUUCAGGCAGCAAAAGUGUUGCUUCUCGGAUAGAUGUGAGAGGAGGUGAGACUUGUUCUGAUAUCCAGAACACUUUAGGUGCUCAAGAAAAAAGCCAAGAAGCCACCACAGAUGGAGUGCAGGUUGAAGUUGUGGCCUACGGUACAGGAAAGGAUCAUAAGCAACUGGCACUAGACAAAUCAUUGGGAUUUGAUCCAAUCAGGCAGCACAGACAUUUUUGCCCCUGGAUUGUAUCAAGCAGCAGUGCACCUGGUUGGCAACAAACACUUUCUGCUUUAGAGCGUCAAAAAAAUUUCUCUCAUUCUUCUACAAAUUCUCCUCCAUCUUCCUCCCUGAUUAAGGUGGAUGAUCCCAUCGCUUCAGUUAGAAAGCUUUUCAUGUCUUCUGUGAAAAGAAUGAAGCCUACUAGUGGAUCAAGCUGA